AGAUGGCUCGUGUUCAUUUUUCAAAAACGCCUAUACUCUGAAUUCAUCUAGCUUAUCAGUGUAUCCUUUUUGGUACUACACUGUUAGAUAACCUCCUCCUUCUUAACACCCGAACCACACAAACAAAUAAUAACAAAAAAAAUGGCAGCUCCCUUUGAGACUUAAUUCCCUCUUUCGUAAAGGCGUUCUAAAAAAAUAAAAAUGGCUACUGGAAUUUGCCCAAUACAUAGAAGCAUAAGCUUGAAUGCGCAUGCUCUUAUGUCCAUGGAGUGACGGAAGGGUCAGAAUCGUAGUGUCGGAGAAACGGACCUGGGAAAAAGGUUGUCAAAUACAUCGGAACGGUAACUUGGUGCCGUAAUUAACCUGCUUUCAGAGGAGUGGUGAGCAGUUGUUUGCAGAGUGGCGACUCUCUCACACACGCUUCCCAUGCAUUUCAUCCUGCAGUAAUGAAGGGGUGAGUCCUGCAAUGCUUUGCUAAUGCAACAGAAGGCUUCUGAAACUGAAGAAGGAGAUGUGCAGAUCCAAGAAGCUGCAGUAGCCACAGCUGAGGAUUCACAAGCGACAUCCAUUGCUAGCAUUCAAUCAGCAGCUACAUUUAGUGACCCCAGCAUCAAAUACGUCUUUCGAACAGAAAAUGGGGAUACGCAGGUGAUGUAUCGAGUUAUCCAGGUUGGAGAUGGGUCACUAGAUGGACAGACAGAAGGUGCAGCAGCUGUCAGCGGUUUCCCUGCAGCAGCACAGCCCAUGGCCCAGGCUGUGAUCCAGGGAGCUUUCAACAAUGGUGAGGGCUUGGAAACAGAGAGUGCAAGCACAGAAACACACUACACCUACUUCCCUGCUGCUGUGACUGAUACUGGUGCCACUGCUGCAACAGCUGUAGUAACCACACAGGGCUCAGAGACUAUAUUGGGCCAGGCCGCCACAUCUGCCACAGGCCAGUUCUUUGUCAUGAUGUCUCCACAAGAGAUGCUGCAGAGUACGACACAGAGAUCCAUUGUACCAAGAACUCAUCCGUAUUCUCCGAAGGCAGAACCUCCUCGUGGGACCAGAGAUGACAAACGGCGAGCCCAGCAUAAUGAAGUGGAACGACGAAGACGGGACAAAAUCAACAAUUGGAUUGUGCAACUGUCAAAAAUCAUCCCAGACUGCACAACAGAUAACACAAAGACAGGCCAGAGUAAAGGUGGCAUCUUAUCAAAAGCUUGUGAUUACAUACAAGAGCUUCGUCAGAUUAAUGUACGCUUGAGUGAUCAGCUCCAGAACCUAGACCAACUUCAGAUGGAUAAUGACUAUCUGAGACAGCAGCUGGAAGAAAUCAAGACCAAGAACAUGCUACUUCGAUCACAGCUCCGCCAGCAUGGAAUAGAAGUCAUCAUCAAGUCAGAUACCUCCUGAUGCAUGAAGAAAAAACAAUGACAGAACUUUGAUAUGGAAUGAGAUUUUGUGAGCAGGCCAGGCAGCAGCUGUAGGAUUAUUGCCUGAUUUUAAGAAAAAAAAUAUAUUGCCAAGUUAGAGAAACCUUUUUGUAUCUUAGAGACAACCUGGUACAUUUUAUAUUUUAUGAUUUGUUUUUUUGCUUCCCCCCUGUUUGGAUGAGAUGAAGUGUUCACAUCUGAUAUUUUUUUGCUGGCCUGCUUAUUUAUUUUUUUUUUUGCUAUUCAUUCACUGACCAACUUAAUUUAUUUUAUUUUCAAUGUAUUUUUAUCUUCCUUUUUUUUCUACUGUGAAGACUUUGCCCUUUUUCGUCUGGAAAAUUCAGUUCAGAAAUUUAAUAUGAAGAUAAAUAAGGAGAGAUUUAUGUUUUUCAAAGUAUAUGCAGCCUUUGGUCAUCUCCUAAUUCAAUCAUACAUGUCGACACACUGCAACUGUUUAUGGAUUUUUGGUGCAAAAACCGUAGCAUUGCUUACAGGUGUGUCCAUGUCCCUCCAUUCUAGUGCAGCUGUCUCUUCAUCAUUGCUGUACCUGCGUGAUAUUGUUGUUUAGCUGUUUCAGGUUAGAAAGACAUUUUCUUGAUAGCUUGGUAAAGAUGUUCCAUUGGAUUAGUUUUUGGAGAGAACUGGCAGUCCACUACAGUUGCGUUAGUUACUGGAGUAGUUAUUCACUUUCUGCUAGUACUUUGACUUGUCUUUAUUAUUAGAAUAUCGUUCUACUAUUACUGUGCUUCAUGUAAUGUUGGUCAGUAAGCAAGCUAGACAUCAGCAACAGGUGUCCCCCCUCACAAAAAAAAAAAAAAAACAAGGAUUUACUUACUGUUUAAGCUCUAAUAGCACAAUUUAAUAGCCUUUGAACACCAUUAAAAAAGUGGACCUUACACCCACAGAACUUCUUAGCAUAACCCUGCAUUAUAUUGUUAAAGGACAUAGAUUUUCAAGAGUUUGCAUUUUGUGUUUUGAGCAGUCUAUGAACAGCAGAGCACUGUUAUAUCUCCUUAGAUCAGUUCUGAUUCAUGUUUUAUCUCUUUUUAAUGUUGUUGCUUGAAGAAUGAUUAUAAAGUUCUAAUGCCUUUUGCACAGCACUGUUUGUCUUUAUGAAACAAUGUUUUAUAAAGUUGUGAUCUGUUAGAGGGCUUUGUUAGCUUUACCCACAGGCAGCACCUUGAUUUCACCCAUGUUGAAGCCCUUCCAAGAUGAGCUAGUUGUUUAAUACCACUUCCUGCUCAGGUGCUUCUCUGUCAAGUUGACAUCCAUACUGAUAUGCUCUUGUGUCCUGGUGUUUCCACGCUUGAGGCAGUGGCCAUGCUGAACUGAUUUGCAGUCUCAUAAUCCAUUUUACCUUUCUCUUCUUACACUGUUUAUGACAACUCUUGGUAUGGAAUGUUGUUAUUGACACCUAAAAGUCCUGAUUUUGCUAUGACUUUGCCCAGUAUUAACAGUUCUGCAGUGGCUUUGCAAAUUCAUACCUGGUUGAGCAGUAAGUCACUGAGUGAUGCUGCGGAACAUUAACAUUAUACUUAACAUCAGUCUCUGAAAAUGUAUGUGAUAAGUUGUGUAAUAGCACAUUGCUGGUGCCAUUAUCUAAGAAUGCCACUUACUGAGAGGUUAAACGUCUUUGGUUUCCUUCA
Molecule: messenger RNA, 3061 nt
Organism: Protopterus annectens (West African lungfish)
Lineage: Eukaryota; Metazoa; Chordata; Ceratodontiformes; Protopteridae
Gene: USF1
Product: upstream transcription factor 1
Exons: 11
Coding region: 478-1395 (305 amino acids)
Biological process (GO): regulation of transcription by RNA polymerase II
Molecular function (GO): RNA polymerase II cis-regulatory region sequence-specific DNA binding; DNA-binding transcription factor activity, RNA polymerase II-specific; protein dimerization activity
Source: RefSeq, a predicted model, not a curated record